Molecule: messenger RNA, 602 nt
Organism: Cucurbita pepo subsp. pepo (vegetable marrow)
Lineage: Eukaryota; Viridiplantae; Streptophyta; Magnoliopsida; Cucurbitales; Cucurbitaceae
Source: RefSeq, a predicted model, not a curated record
CCGGAAAAUUACUUCCCACAACCUGUUUGGCUCAUUUUCCCGGAAAAUUUCUUCUUCCAGUCCAAACCUGCUUGCCUGAGAUUGUAUGGCAAGGACUUCUGUGCAGGCUAAUGCAUUGCUUUUUAGGAAAGUGAAGCAAUUGAGGCGCCAAUUCAGCAGCCUUGCAAAUAGCUCACAUAACAAAGAGGAGACAGAAACAGAGCCAUUGUCCUAUAACUCAUCAACUUGGGUGCCCCAUCCCCGGACUGGAAUAUACUUCCCUCAGGGCCAUGAGUGGGUCAUGAAGGAUGUCCCUGAAAAUGCAGCUUCCUUCUCUCCCGUUUUCUGGUUCCGGGAUUUCGAUGGCGUCGACGACCUAAACCCCGACACUCAUCCCUCUCCCGGACCUCGACUUGCUGCUGUUUUAGGUCCCGGGCAGGAUUGAUCUUGGGGGAAGAUGGCUAUCAACUUCAGAGUUAGCAUAGGAGUUUAAAGUUGGAGUAUGGAUGGCCAAUGACCAAAUUGGCCUAGGAAUAAUGUAAAGUAUGAUGGUGUAAUGAUCACUCACAUCUCCGAAGAUGGUAAAUAUUGCAUAAUAAAGUGAAUAAAUUUUAUUAAAUUUA